UUGGACACCCUAUUCAACCUGUGGAACGCCAAUGUUGACUGAAUAAACAAGUAAACACAAUAGGAUAAAGACGUUAUGUUGACUCCGCAAGUCCGCAUCUUCUCCUCCUUUUCAUCAUAUCUUUGUUGAAUCCGCACACUUUUCUUCACUUCACUUCACAGUUUUCCUAAUAAUUUGUUGAAUUCAUGCAUUUCUCCAAUGACUUACCCCAAGACGCCGAAAUAAUUUCAUUUGAUGAAGAUGAUACAGUAAAAAUCCAAUCAAGGAUCCAUGAUGUGUUUCUAAGCUUCAGAGGCGAAGAUACACGUUCUUCCUUCACUUCACAUCUCUACGCUUCUCUUCAAAACGCCGGAAUUGAUGUGUUUAAGGACGAUCAUUCACUUCAAAGAGGAGAUACCAUUUCAUCUUCACUUAUUCAAGCAAUCGAAGGUUCUCGCAUUUCUAUUAUCGUUUUUUCAAUCAAUUACGCCGGAUCGCGAUGGUGUCUUCUAGAGUUGGUGAAAAUAAUGGAGUGUCACAGAACCACGGGCCAAAUUGUUCUACCGGUGUUCUACGGUGUUGAUCCGUCUGAAGUUCGUCAUCAGAGAGGUGAAUUUGGAAAAGCGUAUGGUGAUCUUUUGAAUAAGAUUUCAAUGGAGGAGAAUGAAGAUGAUGAAAUGCUGGAUUUAGAAUUGAGGAUAGGUUCUGUAAACUCGCUUCGUCAAUAUCCAGAGCUUCAUGAGGCCGCUAGCCUUUCUGGCUUCGUGGUCCUGAAUUCCAGGAAUGAAAGUGAGGCCAUCAAGGAUAUUGUUGAAAAUGUUACACGUUUGCUUGACAAGACAGACCUAUUUAUUGCUAAUAAUCCAGUGGGUGUUGAAUCUCGAGUGGAAGAUAUGAUUCAAUUGUUAGAACAAGAUAUCCAACAAUCAAAUGACGUUCUCCUAUUAGGGAUGUGGGGUAUGGGAGGAGUUGGUAAAACUACCAUUGCCAAAGCCAUUUAUAAUAAAAUUGGCCGCAAUUUUGAUGGUAGAAGCUUCCUUGCAAAUAUUAGGGAAGUUUGGGAGGCUGGUGUUGGUCAAGUGAAUUUACAAGAACAACUUCUCUCUGAUAUUUGCAAAGAAAUGACAACCAAGAUACAAAGCAUUGAAAAAGGAAAAAUCAUAUUACAGGAUAGGCUCUGCCAUAAAAGAAUACUAAUUGUACUUGAUGAUGUUAAUACGUUGGACCAACUCAAUGCCUUGUGUGGAAGUCAUAAAUGGUUUGGUUCGGGGAGUAGAAUAAUUAUCACAACAAGAGAUAGACACAUACUUCGUGGGAAUAGGGUUAAUCAAGUAUAUGAAAUGAAGAAUAUGGAUGAUAGGGAAUCAAUUGAGCUAUUUAGUUGGCAUGCAUUCAAGCAAGCAGGUCCUACAAAAGAUUUUGUUGGAAUUUCCAAAAAUGUAGUUGAGUAUUCUGGGGGAUUGCCAUUGGCUCUGGAAGUCCUUGGGUCAUAUUUGUUUGAUAGGGCGGUAACUGAGUGGCAUUCUGUAUUGGAGAAACUAAAAAGAAUUCCUAAUGACCAAGUACAAAAGAAGUUAAAAAUAAGCUAUGAUGGUUUAAGUGAUGACACCGAGAAAGAAAUAUUUCUUGACAUAGCUUGUUUCUUUAUUGGGAUGGACCGAAAUGAUGUUAUGCUUGUACUAAAUGGCUGUGGACUUUUUGCAGAAAUUGGAAUAAGUAUUCUUAUUGAGCGAAGCCUUGUAAUUGUUGAUGAUAAGAACAAGCUUGGAAUGCAUGAUUUGUUGCGAGAUAUGGGAAGAGAAAUCAUUCGUGAGGAAUCACCAAGGGUGCUUGAAAAGCGUAGCAGGUUGUGGUUUCAUGAUGAUGUGCAUGAAGUAUUAUCAGACCAAUCUGGAACAAAAGCUAUCAAGGGGCUGGCUUUGAAGUUACCAAGAGCUUAUGCAAAAUGUUUUAGUACUAAAGCAUUUAAGAAGAUGACGCAACUCAGAUUGCUUCAACUUGCUGGAGUGAAACUUGAUGGAGAUUUUGGAUAUCUUUCACCAAAACUGAGGUGGCUAUCUUGGAACAAAUUUCCUUUAACACAUAUACCUACAAACUUUCGUCGAGAAAAUUUGGUUUCCAUCGAGUUAGAGAGCAGCAAUAUCAAAAUUCUAUGGAAAGAGGCCCAGAUGAUGGGAAAUCUUAAAAUUCUCAACCUUAGCCAUUCACAUUAUUUGACACACACUCCUGACUUUUCAUACAUGCCUAAUCUUGAAAAGCUAGUACUCAAGGAUUGCCCAAUGUUGUCUGAGGUUUCUCCUAGCAUUGGACAUCUCAAUGAAAUUCUUCUGAUAAAUUUGGAAGAUUGCAUUAGCCUUUCUAGCCUCCCAAGAAGCAUCUAUAAGUUGAAAUCAUUGAAAACUCUCAUUCUUUCUGGUUGUAUAAAGAUUGACAAGUUGGAAGAGGAUUUGGAACAAAUGGAAUCUUUAACCACCCUACUUGCAAAUAACACUGCAAUAACAAGAGUGCCCUUUUCAGUGGUAAGGUCCAAAAGCAUUGGAUAUAUUUCUCUGUGCGGCUAUCAAGGAUUUUCACGUGAUGUGUUUCCAUCUAUCGUUUGGUCUUGGAUGUCACCAUCAAAUAAUCUCCCAUCCCAAUUUCAAACAUCUGCUGCCAUGUCAUCCCUUGUUUCUUUUGAUGUACCAAGUAGUAGUUCACAUGAACUAUCAUCUUUUUCUUACCACCUUCCUUGGCUUCGAAGUCUUUGGGUGGAUUGCAACUCUGAAGACCAACUUUCUCUAGAUGCUAAAAUAAUUUUGGAUGCUUUAUAUGCUACAGUUUCUAAGGAAAUUGAAUCAACUGCAACUACAUCACAAGUAUCAAAUAUGACUACUUCUACAUUGAUUCAAUACAGCAGUCAAGUGCAGGUUUUGGGUUCAAAACAUUCCUUAAAGUCUCUUUUAAUUCAAAUGGGAAUGGAUUGCCAAGUCACCAAUAUUCUCAAAGAGAAAAUUUUACAGAAUAUGGAUGCCAAUGGGAGUGGUGGUUGUUUGUUCCCUGAUGAUAGUUAUCCAGAUUGGUUAACCUUUAAUUCCGAAGGUUCUUCGGUAACUUUUAAAGUCCCUCAAGUGGAAGGGCGUAACUUGAAGACAAUGAUGUGUAUUGUCUAUACUUCCACCCCAGAUAACAUAACAACAGAUGGCCUUAAAAAUGUGUUGGUGAACAAUUUCACAAAGGCCACCAUUCAGCUCUAUAAGAGAGAAGCAUUACUCUCCUUUAAAGAUGAAGAGAGCCAGAGAGUAAUAUCAAGUUUAGAACCCGGUAACAAAGUGGAGGUGGUUGUUGUUUUCGAGAACAGUUUCAUUGUGAAGAAGAUAGCGGUUUAUCUUGUAUUCGAUAAACCAAUUGGUAAAACUGAUCUAUAUCAAUUACCAGAUUUGAAUGUCAUUGCUUGUAGCAAGGAUAAAAAUGAAAGCUCUAUCAAGAGAUUUCUUACUCAAGAAGAGCCCACCGAUGACUUCAAUCAAAACAGAAAGAAGAAAAAUCGAAUGGAAUGAAUCAACGAAAGAUGGUAAAACAAUGGUCGAGUGAAAAUCAAUUCUUAUGGUGUCUGCAAACCUUUGUAUUUGCAACAACUGUUUUCCAUAUUUGGGUGAAGUUGAGCGAAUUUGUUCAUGGUGAUUUCUUUUAGUUUCAUCAUAAUCUCAGUCAACAUCAAACUCAAUGAUUAUCUUGCUAAAUAUGUUUUUAACCACAUCAACAUAUGUUUUUAACCAACGUGCAAACAAAGAGAGUUGGUUGAGUGGACUGAUUUCUUAAUUUUGGGUUGGCCUGAUUGACUUUAUUGAGAUGUUCCUAAUUCCUAUCACAUCAGAUGUUAGGCACUCUAGCUGCCAAGUAUUCAGAUCAGGACUUUUGGCCUUUGGGACAUGAAUCCCCAACUUUGAAGAGAAGCAGGUCAAUUAUAUCAUGUGGCAGCGCAUAAAUAGGUGAAUAUUUCUUUCUUCCUAGAUUGAGCCUAGUAGGUAGGAUGUCUGGUAGUGUAUUUUGAAAAAUACCACCAUUGGAGAUGCUCUAAAGUUGUAUUUUGAUUUUCAUGUUGUAGUGUAAUUUACUUAACAUGAAUGCUAUUGGGUAACUGGAGAAGGGUGCCAGAUAUGCUUUGUUA
Molecule: messenger RNA, 4126 nt
Organism: Vicia villosa (hairy vetch)
Lineage: Eukaryota; Viridiplantae; Streptophyta; Magnoliopsida; Fabales; Fabaceae
Product: disease resistance protein RPV1-like
Exons: 5
Coding region: 186-3515 (1109 amino acids)
Biological process (GO): defense response; signal transduction
Molecular function (GO): ADP binding; ATP hydrolysis activity
Source: RefSeq, a predicted model, not a curated record